Trametes versicolor FP-101664 SS1 is the source of this 684-nucleotide messenger RNA. RefSeq lists its product as uncharacterized. NCBI's taxonomy places the organism in Eukaryota, Fungi, Basidiomycota, Agaricomycetes, Polyporales, Polyporaceae. The record is from RefSeq and is a predicted model, not a curated record. The transcript has 3 exons. Bases 46 to 321 code for a protein of 91 amino acids.
CCCUCCCGCGCCCACGCCCGCGCCCGUGGUUGAUGUCGAAGCUCGAUGCGCACCCAGCCGCGCCGCCGCGAUGGCAUUAACUGCCAACGCGAGCGAGCUCGACUCCGGCGCAGUGCCCAGCUGUACCUCGGGCGCGCGUUGUCGACGGUCGUCGCUGUCUGUGGGCGCCGGCGCUCUGAAUACAAGGUCGCCAGGGCUGCUCGCGUGCCCGUCGCGUGGGGAUCGUUGUUGACAAGGACAGUCGACAGUCGACCGACUGCGAAACCUGCGGCCCUGGACUCCUCUCACGACGUGCGGUCGCGUGGCGGUUUUCUAACUUGAAGGCAGGUCGCAAGCGGGCUGCCCGCGCCAGCGUCCGAGGAUCAACUGAGACGCGACAUCUGCUGGUCGUGAUGUGUGGGCGCUGGAUCAUUAUAUGUCUCUGACUCGAGAUACACUGGAAGUAUGACCCCAAAUACUUCAUGCGCUACGGGAAAGACAACAACAAAUUCCUAUGGCACACAGUAUGCCUCUGUGAACUACUGAAUACCAGUGAACGAGUGUUUGAACGAUUCCGAACGAAGAGAUCAGAACCGUAUGCAGAUUCUGGGAUGCAUCACAACUCAUAAGCCUAGUUUGAGUCAGUCCUGCCAGUGCAAAACACUCUGCCGAACCUUCGUCAAAUCGGCAAUCCACCAAGGCGGC